ACUAUUGCUCAGUUUUGUUCCACUAGUACCAUAUCCGAGGAAGGAAUUAAGCUGGGAAUCAAGCAGCAGAACGGUCCCCAAUUUGGAUAACAAACCAACCCCCAUUACAAAAUUUCACCCUUUCAUUCUCCUUAUCCCAUUCACCCCACAAAAGGGGGAAAAAAAAAAAAAAAGAUUCUCCCCUUGUUCCGUGUCCUUUACUACUACGAAUCUUAAGAACACUCCAGAGUACACACUAGAAAAUCAAAUCACCCACAACCCAAGAAACCCAAAAACCUCAAAACACCACCCCAUCAAGAUUUAUAUCCCAAAGCUUCAAACUUUCCCCAAAAUAAAAAAGAUCCAAAUUUUAUUUUCUUUAAAAUCGAACCAUGCAACGCCGUCUUCUAGAAACCGAGCUUACGAUGCCACCGUCGUACGGAAACAACACCCGCGAUUCGUUCAUUAACGACACGAACUUCGACACCAACAUGGUUAUCAUUUUGGCGGCACUGUUGUGCGCGUUGAUAUGCGCGUUGGGGUUGAACUCGAUAGCUCGUUGCGCUCUACGGUGUAGCCGGAGAUUCUCGGAGGAGACGCCGGAGCAAGCGGCGGCGAGGAUGGCCGGAACGGGGCUGAAGAAGCGGGACCUGAGUCGGAUUCCGGUCGCGGUGUACGGCGGCGGAGAGGAUAUUCCGGCAACGGAGUGCCCCAUAUGCCUCGGGGAGUUCGAGAAAGGGGACAAAGUUCGAAUGUUACCAAAGUGCAAUCACGGGUUUCAUGUGAGGUGCAUUGACACGUGGCUCGUGUCGCAUUCUUCGUGCCCCAAUUGUCGCCACUCGCUGUUAGAGAAACCCAACAUUUGUUCUACCAGUUCUGCUUCUGAUGUUACUCAGAACGGUGGAGGAGGGGUCGCCGGAGAGUUCUCUCCGGAAAGUGGGCCCGGCCGGCGGAGCAACGUGGUCGUUGUCGUAGAGCAGGCAAGUUGAAAGACAAUAAUAGUGAGUGG
Abrus precatorius (Indian licorice) is the source of this 988-nucleotide messenger RNA. Its product is annotated as RING-H2 finger protein ATL74-like. The coding region runs from base 372 to 968 and encodes 198 amino acids. Gene Ontology annotation, biological process: protein ubiquitination. The record is from RefSeq and is a predicted model, not a curated record. NCBI's taxonomy places the organism in Eukaryota, Viridiplantae, Streptophyta, Magnoliopsida, Fabales, Fabaceae. The transcript has a single exon. Gene Ontology annotation, molecular function: transferase activity.